Monodelphis domestica (gray short-tailed opossum) is the source of this 2464-nucleotide messenger RNA. RefSeq names its product cilia and flagella associated protein 99 (gene CFAP99). The record is from RefSeq and is a predicted model, not a curated record. Lineage: Eukaryota; Metazoa; Chordata; Mammalia; Didelphimorphia; Didelphidae.
CCUGACCUAAUCUUUAAGGAAGAGUUACCUUCUGGGGAAGAAAAGUCCUCAAUGAUGGAAGGAAAGGGUGUGCCUGGGAACCAGGUUUUUGUGGCGCUCUCCUAGCACCUUUUUCAUACUGACUUUCAAUUUAUUCGGACUCUUUACUACAAAGAUGGAAUAUUUUAAUAAAUAUAUCAAAAACAUAAUUGAACUAUUGGACAAAUUUAAUCCUGAAACUGACAGCCCUGAGCAAGUUCUGGAAGAGAUGUGUGACACCCUACAGCAGACUGUCAGUAUCGAAGAUGAAACCUUCAUUAUGGAAGUUCUCUCUGGAUGUCUUGAAUAUAAGAAGUUACUGGAAAUAGUAGUCAGUGCCUUUUAUGCCCAUGCCGGGAAGAAGUUUCUGUGGUGUGACUACAAUCUCUUUAUAGUUAUUUGUUAUCUGUCCACUUUUUGCCUGGAUAAAAUUGGUCUUCAAGGCUUCAGCAAAAUUAUCAAGUCUCUGGAUAGUGGCAAAAUGCAUAAGUUUCUCCAGUUUUUUUUCAACGUCGUAAACUUGAGCACAUGGAUAAAAGAUGAAUGGAGUUUAAUAUAUGAUUCCGAUUACGUAAAGGAAAACUGGAUUGAACCAUUGUUGAAAUGGGAACCAGAUAUCCAAGCACUGAUCAAAUACCUGAGCGAUGUAUUAGAGAACAGGAAACGCCGGCACAAGGCAGCAAAGAUAACCAAGCCGAAGGAGUUUAAUUUGACUAUCCCGAGGCCCCGAAGCAUUUUAAUUCCUGAUGAAAUUCCAGGUUUGAAGAAGCCAGAUCCAGUACCUCAGACCACAUAUCAGAUUCCAAAAGUACAGAAGCAACUGGGAGUCAUCAAGAAAGAGAAUCGCCAGAAGGCAGAGACAUUACUCCUAGAAGCAAACUUGGAUCCAUAUAAGUGUGCAAUCGUCAAACAAGAUAAAAAAGAACGAGAAUUGAAUCCGCUUCCUGAAUAUAAAUUCAAGGCAGCCACAAAAACGAAGGCGAAAGUUCCAUUGGUUUUCUAUGAGCCUGACAACAUCCCUGUGAGACUGAAUGCCGCCGCACUGUACCGAGAGGAGGCCCUGUACCAGCAGAAAGCCCAGAAGGAGCUUCAAAGAGUCGAGGAUCUCCUGCAAGGAUUCAAAGGCUACUCGGAAUUUGUAGAGCGACAAAAGAAAAUACAAGAGAAAGAGUUAGAAGAGAGGCUGGCUAAGGCAGAGUACUAUAGACUGCAAGGGAAGCUAAGCCGGGAAGAAGCCAUUGUGCAACACCAGAACUUAACUAAGGAGAACAAUAAGAAAGCCAUCAAGAAGAAAGAAAUGCUCGAAAAGUUGAAGCAUGACUACAAUAAGCAGUGCCUUAAAGAAAUGAAAAAAAGGAAAAAAAUAAUUGAACAAAUUACAGAAGGACACAGAAAUGCGAAGGCUGUUCAAGUGAAGCUAUGGAAAACCAAACAUCAAUUAGCCCAAGAAAUAUAUAACAAGAAUAAGGAGCUCCAUGAGAAGAGACAAGAGUUUCUCAAUGAAGAGCGUAAGAAAAAUUGUGACCGGAUCCACAAACUCAGAUCAAUUGAAUCUCUUCCUGUGAUAAAGGACCAAUUUGUUGACUUAACCAAGGAUGCUGGCCAUCGCCUGUUUGGGGAAAUGUCCUUUGUGGAACUUCAGGAAAGGCUGCUGUUGCUGAGGGAGCACCAAAAACGAGAUGAAGAAGACAAGCGGGACCAGAUCAUCCGGGAAAAGCAAGCAAAGAAGAGUGAGCUUAUGGAAAAAGCUGAAAAGAUCGCUAUGUGCCGAGAAGCCUGUGGGAGAGCAGAAGCGUUAAAAUCUGAGGAAAAAAGGAAGCUGGACUUCCAUACAGCCAAAGCUGAUAUUAAAGAUGAGCGCAAUUUAGAGAUGGAGAGAAAAAUCCAGGAGAUAAUAGAGGAGCGCCAAAGAGAGAGAGAUCGCCUGAAGGCAAGAUUCCGGAAGGCUAAGCAAGAAUCAGAAGCAUGGCUCAGGGCCAAGACGCCUUUUGAAGAACGCCACUGGAAACUGUUGGAGAAGGGCCAAGAAAGACUUUACAGGAAACUCCAGAAAGAAACGGCUCCCAGAGCAGCAGAGCAGAGAGAGAUGUUCCGUGUGUCCACCCUGAGCGGAGCUUUGCCAUGCAUUCUGAGAGGAUUUCAACUCGAAAAACCUCCGCUCCGGAGAGCCAAAGCGAGAAGGAGCAUCGAGGAGGAGGAGAAGGAGGAGGAGGAGAAAAGGUUCCAGGGAAUAGAAGACGGGGAGGGAGACUUUAAGGGCACUAAGCUGGAGUACUAUACCCGUGCUUGCCUUUUUCGCGGAAGAAUGUAAGCUCCUUGCGGGCAGGGACAGUUUAUUUUUUUUUUUAAUUUUUCUAUUUUGUAUUCUUUGUAACCCCCAGUACCCAAUAUGUGGGCCUUGUACACAUUAAGCACUUAAUAAAAGUAAAAUUUAAACUGAAUAGAA